Messenger RNA from Volvox carteri f. nagariensis, 996 nucleotides. RefSeq lists its product as uncharacterized. The record is from RefSeq and is a predicted model, not a curated record. The coding region runs from base 1 to 996 and encodes 331 amino acids. Gene Ontology annotation, biological process: peptidyl-arginine methylation. Gene Ontology annotation, molecular function: protein-arginine N-methyltransferase activity. Gene Ontology annotation, cellular component: nucleus. Lineage: Eukaryota; Viridiplantae; Chlorophyta; Chlorophyceae; Chlamydomonadales; Volvocaceae. The transcript is spliced from 6 exons.
AUGGUUUCGCAGUCGGACCUUACGUCAGCAAACUACUAUUUCGACAGUUACUCGCAUUUCGGCAUCCAUGAGGAGAUGCUCAAGGACAGUGUCCGCACGCGGACCUACAUGAGCGCCAUCAUGAACAACGCCUUCCUGUUCAAGGACAAGAUCGUUCUGGACAUAGGAUGUGGCACCGGCAUUCUGUCCCUAUUCAGCGCAAAGGCCGGCGCUAAACAUGUGUACGGCAUCGAAUGCAGUACAAUCGCUGAGCAGGCCAAGCAAAUCGUCAAAGAUAACAACUACGAGGACCGCGUGACCAUCAUCAAGGGCAAGGUAGAGGAGGUGACGCUGCCGGUGGAGAAGGUCGACAUCAUUGUGAGCGAAUGGAUGGGCUACUUUUUGUUCUACGAGUCCAUGUUGGACACCGUGUUAUACGCGCGGGACAAGUGGCUGGCUCCCGACGGCAUCAUCAUGCCUGAUAAGGCCACCCUGAGUUUGUGCGCCAUCGAGGAUGGCGAGUACAAGCACGACAAGAUUGAGUUUUGGGACAACGUGUACGGCUUCAACAUGAGCUGUAUUCGCCAGUUGGCGAUUGCCGAGCCUCUGGUAGACAUCGUGGAGCCUGACCAGAUUGCCACCACCACCGUGACGGUGGUCAGUGUGGACAUCUCGACCAUGAAGAAGGAGGACGCCAGCUUCUCGGUGCCCUUCUCCCUCACCCUCAACCGCAACGACUACGUGCACGCGCUGGUGGCCUUCUUCGACGUGGCCUUCACGCGGGGGCACAAGCAGCUCGGCUUCUCCACCUCGCCACGCAACCGUGCCACCCACUGGAAGCAGACCGUGUUUUACCUGGAGGACACGCUGAUCGCCUGCAAGGACGAGACCAUCAAGGGCUCCCUCCACUGCAAACCCAACGCCAAGAACCCGCGCGACCUGGACAUCACCAUCGACUACGAGUUCAAGGGCGAGCGAGGGCAAGCCAAGAACACGCAGAAUUAUCGCAUGAGGUAA